Messenger RNA from Beta vulgaris subsp. vulgaris (sugar beet), 2232 nucleotides. RefSeq names its product biotin carboxylase 2, chloroplastic. The coding region runs from base 246 to 1853 and encodes 535 amino acids. The transcript is spliced from 17 exons. NCBI's taxonomy places the organism in Eukaryota, Viridiplantae, Streptophyta, Magnoliopsida, Caryophyllales, Amaranthaceae. The record is from RefSeq and is a predicted model, not a curated record. Gene Ontology annotation, molecular function: ligase activity; ATP binding; metal ion binding.
UUUUACUUUACACAUUUCACAAUUCACAUCGUUAAUAUCGUCUUCUCUGACUCACUUCUCCCUACUUCUUAACUACUUCACCUUCCUCUUCUCACUCUCUCUUCCAAUCUGCAACUGCAACUGCAACUUCAACUACUUCUCUGCUCAAAUUAGACAGUUCAUUUUCAUUUCGGGAGAUCUCUAUAUUUGUAUUCGUGCAUUGCGAUUUUCACUUGGGUGCUUUUUCAGGGAUUUGAUCACUUAAUAUGGAUGCUUUUUUGGUUUGCAAAUCUGUUACUGCGCCAUCUACUACACCUGGCUUAUGGAUGAGCCAGAGCAAGGGAAACAGGAGAGGUCCCUCUAGCUUGGUAGUAGGGAGCCGGAUUAAUUUUCCUGGGCAGGCAGCUCAGGUACUACGGAUAAACCGUAAAACUAGAAAGUGUGGCGGAGCUCUUGCUGCAACUUGUCAAAGUGAUAAAAUUUUGGUAGCAAACAGAGGUGAGAUUGCGGUCCGUGUGAUUAGAACUGCUCAUGAGAUGGGCAUCCCAUGUGUUGCAGUCUACUCAACCAUAGACAAGGAUGCUCUCCAUGUGAAAAUUGCUGAUGAAUCGGUUUGCAUCGGUGAAGCUCCGAGUAAUCAAUCAUACUUGGUGAUCCAAAAUGUUCUAUCAGCUGCUGUAAGCCGUAGAUGCAGUAUGCUGCAUCCUGGAUAUGGUUUUCUUGCUGAGAAUGCUGUUUUUGUUGAGAUGUGUAGAGAACAUGGAAUAAAUUUUAUUGGACCAAAUCCAGACAGCAUCCGCAUCAUGGGUGACAAGGCUACUGCUAGAGAGACCAUGAAGAAGGCUGGUGUUCCAACUGUUCCUGGAAGUGAUGGAUUGUUACAGAGCACAGAUGAAGCCAUCAAGCUUGCUCAUGAAAUUGGUUUCCCUGUUAUGAUUAAGGCAACUGCAGGGGGUGGAGGCCGCGGGAUGCGUCUUGCGAAAGAGCCAGAUGAAUUCGUGAAGUUGCUGCAGCAAGCUAAGAGUGAGGCUGCAGCUGCUUUUGGAAAUGAUGGAGUUUAUUUGGAGAAGUACGUACAAAAUCCAAGGCAUAUUGAAUUUCAGGUUCUUGCAGAUAAGUAUGGGAAUGUUAUUCACUUUGGAGAGCGUGAUUGCAGUAUUCAGAGAAGGAACCAGAAGCUGCUUGAAGAAGCACCUUCUCCUGCAUUGACUCCAGAGUUGAGGAAAGCCAUGGGUGAUGCUGCUGUAGCUGCAGCAGCAUCUAUAGGUUACAUUGGUGUAGGAACAGUGGAGUUUCUUUUAGAUGAAAGAGGUUCUUUCUACUUCAUGGAGAUGAACACUAGGAUCCAGGUUGAGCAUCCAGUUACAGAAAUGAUAUCCUCAGUUGAUUUGAUUGAGGAACAAAUUCGUGUGGCUAUGGGAGAGAAACUCCGGUACAAACAGGAAGAUAUAGUGCUUAAAGGACAUUCAAUUGAAUGCCGGAUCAACGCAGAAGAUGCAUUCAAAGGAUUCCGUCCUGGGCCCGGAAAAAUUACUAGUUACUUGCCUGCUGGAGGACCAUUUGUGAGGAUGGAUAGCCAUGUUUAUCCUGGCUAUGUUGUUCCACCGAGUUAUGACUCUCUACUUGGCAAGCUGAUUGUUUGGGCUCCAACUCGAGAGAAAGCCAUUGCUCGUAUGAAGAGGGCUCUUGAUGAUACAAUUAUUACAGGGGUCCCCACAACUAUUGAAUACCAUAAACUUAUUCUUGAUAUUGAGGACUUCAAAAAUGGGAAUGUAGAUACUGCUUUCAUUCCCAAGCAUGAACAAGAGUUGGCAGAGCCCCAAAAGAUCGUUCGCGCAACUAUUGGCAAAGAACUCAUCGGUGCAACUUCAUAGAUUCUGCUUAAUUUGGCACUCUGUCUCUGUACCUACAUCUACAGAAUUACCCUCUUUUAUCUAGAUGAAUUAUUUCAUUCUUAGGAAUGCAACCAAGAGGAGGAAGCAAAAUCAGCUGGAAGAAAUUGCGCAUUCAAUCUCCCGAUUUAGUACCCCCAAGAAGACAAAGGAUUGUUUUCAAUAGAUAGGUCCUAAAAUUUGUCUUGUUAAGAAAACUGUCACAUUACUAAAUACUAAUCACUGGUUUUGUUUUUUUAUAUAUAUUUUGGGUGAGAAUGAUUACGGUGGAAAAAAAAAAAAGAGAAAGGACUUCAACUGCUAAAAUGAUUGGAAAUUGGAACAAAAAAUGAAAUAAGAGUAAUUUCAGAUUAGCUGAGGA